UAUAAAUUAUAACCGUUCUGGGCGUUCUGUAAAUUCGGUAGCUGUUGUACUGGCUCACUACAAGUAGACAACUUGUCGUUAAAUGUUCGCGUACCGCAGUUUAAACGAUUUGAGGACGAAGCUGUGAAGGUUAUUAAGUCAGACUUUAGUAUUGAUAUUAAACUAAUGGCACUGUAUAUAUAAAUAUCCUGUUAGCCGACACUACGGAUCACAUUGUUAUCUCACUUUACUUAUCGAUUUCGUUGAAUUUCUUUUCACUUUUGUGUAAACGCAUAGGUUCAACAAACGUACGCAUAUCAUGCUUAAUAUGUAUAAUAUGAUAAAUACCAGUUUCUUUAUCGCCCAGCGGCUUCCGUGUGAUUGAAAACCAUUGUUUCUUUUAAAUAAUUACUCGUCAGUUGUCAGUGUUGGCUGUACCUAUAAUUGUUGAAUGUCGAUUUUUCACUGCCCUUCAAGUUUCAUUACUGUUAUUUGAUUAAAUUUUUAAUACCAUUGCCGUCAUGAGACUUUGUGAUUUUCUGAGGGUUCCAGCUUUAUUUAUUAUGGACCAAAUAUUUAAAAUUAGUUUUGGGUUUGAAGAUAUUGAUGUUACAAUAAGUAAAUCGAAUAAUACCUUUGAGAAUGACGGUUUCAUACAAUGUUUCAUGCUUGUAUUUCCAUUUAUCAUGAAAAUAAUAGUGUCUUGUUUAAUAUUUUGUUCAUCGUUUUGUUUAUUUGUUCUACCUACCCGGUACUUGUACCUAGUGUACUUACAUUCAGUUUCUGUCUGUGUUGUACUUUUUUCUUAUUGGGCAAAUACACUAAUACUUAAUGUGUUAUUGAAGAAGUAUGAAGACUUUAAAACAAUUAUGAUAUUUGGAGUUGUUGCAUGGGAUGCAGAUAUAAUUGUACAUUAUUUUAAACAUUUACAAAUAAUAAAUGUCAUGUACCUGUUAUGUUUUAAUGUAACACUACAGUUUUUUCUACUACAAGUAUUUAACUUUUCACAAGUCUAUACUACAAAUCAUUCAAAUCAUAAAAUUUUUAAUUUAGGUUUUAUUAUGCCUACUAUAAUAACAUUAAUACCUGGUACGCAUAGCAUUUUGAAUGCAGUAACUGUGUUAUCAACAUUAUUGCCAUUGUUUAUCUUGCUAAAAACAUUAUGGCUGAAUAUAUUUACAAUAAUAGAUUUAAUUUGCCAUGGAUAUAAUCAUAUCUGUCUGACUAUUAAUAAUCAUGAAAUACAUGACCUUAUUGCAAUUGAAUGGUCUCGCCUCAAAAUCACAAGAGUUCUACGAAUAUUUUGGACUAUACGAGUAUUGGAACAAAUGGCAUACUUGUUAACUUAUAAGGAAAUAAAAAAUGAAACUUUCUUAGGAGUUGUAAAGUAUUUAUUAAUUAAUGGUUGUGAUACAUUUACUGCAGUUUUAGGAAUGACAAGUUUUGUAUCAUACUUUGGUCAUAAUGUAGAAUCAUUCUUUCGAUGGCUAUUAUCUACUGAAGAUGUGGAACAGAUAAACAUUGAGUACGUGUCUGCAGCAUUGUUUUAUGUACUAGCUUUACAAACUGGACUAACAGUGAUAGAGCCAGAAGAGCGUUUUAUACGACUUUAUCGAAAUUUUUGUUUAGUUUGUGGUAUCAUAUUGAUUUACAUCCAUAUUUUGGUUGAUUCAUUAUUAAUAACUUUGAGCAUUACUCAAAAUUCUUCACUCAACAAGCAUUUAAAACCUCUUUUAAUUUGCGGAUUUCUUUUGAUACUUUCAAUUAAAAUAUUGAUAUACUUGUGGUCUUACCAUUUAGUUUGCAAUUGGCUACUAGCAUUUUCUUCCUUAAACAUUCAAGUUAUUAUAAAAGUAUUAGUAACAUUAGCUAUCUAUUCAUUAAAUAUAAUUAAUGACCACCACAUGAUAUUUGAGGAUAAAUUGGACGAUUAUGUGUUCUAUAUCAAGUCAUUUGGCUGUGUGGUGAAUUUCUGUUUUGGCGUCUGUAUUUUUCUAAAUGGUGUUUAUAAUACGGCUUUCAUAUCUGGUAGUUUAGCCCAUGCACCCAUGGUGUGUUUGGAUGCAUAUUUAAUUGUAUGGUGUGGCAUUAGAGAUGGAUGGAGAAUAUUCAUUAGACGUCGUACAGCUAUGCUCAAAAUUGAAUCGUUAGCAGAUGCAACUAAUGUACAAUUGUCAGAAAUGAACGAUAAUUGUCCAAUAUGUUUUCAAAGAAUGGUUUCAGCAAAAAUUACUAAUUGCAAUCAUUGUUACCAUGGUACAUGUCUGCGUAAAUGGCUCUAUUUACAGGAUUACUGCCCAAUGUGUCAUGCUAUUGUAUCCUAGGCAUAAUUGUUAAAAAAUGGACAGUCACAGAAUAAAAACCAAUUUAAACUUUUAAUGGUCUUCAAAAUGUUAUGAAGUUGAUAAUUCUUAGAUAUUUUUAUUGAUUAGAUUUUAUUAUUAAGUUUAACUUAGUAUGCUUAUUAACUUGACAAUUGUAAUUCAAAUAAUUGAUAAAACAAUUUAAUUUUGUACUUAAUAUAUAUGUACUGUAUUGGGUAUGUUGCUAAUUUUUUUUUUUUUGUAACUUAAGAAUAGAGAAUUUAAUAAAUUUUCAGAGUUAAAAAUUUAAAAUAAGACUAAAUUUAAGUGUUUUAAGAUAAUUAAGCAGUAUACAAUUUCUUAAGCCGGGUUCACUAGAGGACAGACAUUGUUGCUGAAUAUGUUUGUUGAUAAUGUUUCCCCUAGUCUGUAUGUGUUUUUCAUGUGUGCAUGUACAAUAUUCAAAUAUUCGCUCAACAUGCGAUAUUCAAACAAAUAUCAAAGAAAAUGUUAGGCAACAUUGUUUUUUUGUGUAGAUGUGAUCGAUCAAUUUAUAAGGCAGAAAUGCUUUAUGUAAGUUGUAUGAACACUGCUGACGAACAUUUCAAAGCACAGUAGCAUCAGUUUGUUGAGUCAGGAAACAUAUUUCAUAUAUUAUUAUAUAUUAUUAUAUUACAUUUAUUUUUUUACAUAUAUUCAUAUAUUUUUGAUAACAAUGUUCGUCCUAGUGUGGACCUUUCUCUAAGCAUAAUAUGUCAUAUUGAUGUUAUGUUUGUUGAGUGCUGAUAUACCUACUUAAAGUAUUUGUUAUUUAUCAGUUUUUUAUGUAAAAUGUUUUUUUUCUUAGAUAAAUUAUUUUAAUUCAUUGCUCAUAUAUUUGUAUAGUUAUAUUUAUUAAAAACUAAUAUAUUUUAGAAAACACAUUUAUAAUUAAAAAUAAACCAUAAAACAUAUUUUUAGUAACCUACUUAAGAGAACACCACGCCCGCAUAUGUUGUCUGUCUAAUACACUAUUAACAUAGUUAAAAACUGUUUUGCGUGGUAUGUCUCCCUCAAUAUUUAUAUAAAAAUUACCAAAAUUAUAAAUCACAUUGGGAAGAAUUUUACUUGUGUCAUAGCAUUUUAAUUUUUUUGAUAACAUGAAUAAAAUUAAAGUUAUCGGUGAAAACAUUAGGUUUUAUCAUUUAGUUAAUAAAAAUUAUUGGUUACACUGUCAAAAAACUUAAAACGCUACUACACAGAUAGAAUUCAUUUCAGUGUGAUUUAUGGUUUUGGUAAUUUUGAUAUAAAUACCAAGGGAGUAAAGUCAUCCUACGCGUGUAUAAGACAGAAACAACACAUGCGAGUGUGGCGUCCUCUUAAUUACAUUUAUUUUUUUGAUUUAAGGUUUUUAAAUUUCAGUUAAAAAUAAUUUAUUUAAAAUUUAUCACAAUGUAAUAACUAAAUUAUAAGACAUGUAUAAUCAUGAUUAAAUAUCUAACUAUAUGCCUAACCAUAAUAAAACAUUAAAAUCCAGUAUUAAUAA
Messenger RNA from Aphis gossypii (cotton aphid), 3807 nucleotides. Its product is annotated as protein TRC8 homolog. Gene Ontology annotation, cellular component: endoplasmic reticulum; endomembrane system. Gene Ontology annotation, biological process: ERAD pathway. The transcript has 9 exons. The record is from RefSeq and is a predicted model, not a curated record. The coding region runs from base 501 to 2303 and encodes 600 amino acids. Gene Ontology annotation, molecular function: ubiquitin protein ligase activity. NCBI's taxonomy places the organism in Eukaryota, Metazoa, Arthropoda, Insecta, Hemiptera, Aphididae.